Eleginops maclovinus (Patagonian blennie) is the source of this 2208-nucleotide messenger RNA. RefSeq names its product uromodulin. Gene Ontology annotation, molecular function: calcium ion binding. Gene Ontology annotation, biological process: neutrophil migration. The record is from RefSeq and is a predicted model, not a curated record. Gene Ontology annotation, cellular component: apical plasma membrane; cell surface. Lineage: Eukaryota; Metazoa; Chordata; Actinopteri; Perciformes; Eleginopidae.
AUUUUGUGUUGUUUUGAGUAAUAAGUAACUAUUUUGCUGUCACUUGAAGAAAGGACCCAUUUCUAUCAUUCAAAAUUGAUUGCUUCAUCUGGUCCUUUGAAUGCUCCAGGAGACCUAUAAAUUCUCACACUUUGAGACUUCACUUACAACUUUCUCAGCAACUCCUGAAUUCCCACACAGUCUCUCUAAGCAGGUUUGUGUCGUGUUAUUGGUCCAUAAUGGGGUUGCCAGCGGGAUUGAUUUUGGCCCUAAUUCUACAGAUUUUUCCAGGAAGCACUUCAGGAACAAUUGCCUCCAGCUGUGACUCUUGUCAUGAGGAAGCCACCUGCCUACAGACGAAAGAAAGAGGCGACUCCUUCACCAGCCAGGCGUACUCUUGUGUGUGUCAAAAUGGUUUUGUAGGCGACGGGCUCACCUGCUACGAUGCAAAGCUCUGCAGCGACUCCUCUUGCUGUAGCCAAGGUUAUCAAUGGUCAGCUGAAAGUGGCUGUGUGGACACAGACGAGUGCUCCCUCCCAGAGACACCCUGCACCCAACAUCAGGCUUGCCAAAACACCCCAGGCUCCUUCGCAUGCCUGGAACCUUCCUCCCAAUCUCUCCUGCACAGAUGUGAAAGCUCUUCUUGUCCUAGUGGCCAGGACUGCAUCGAUGAUCGUGGCAAUCGCUGUGCUGACCCCUGUGAUCACUUCACCGAACUGAAUGAUGAGUGGCCAACUAAUAACACAGCGUUUAAGCAACCACGCUGUGACAAAAAUAUUCGAUGGAAAGGCUGGUAUCGCAUGCUUCUGGGCAAAAACAGUGCUCAACUUCCAGAAAGAUGUUUAAGUACCAGCACGUGUGGAACUGAUGGUCCCAUGUGGAUGUCAAACCCUCAUCCCACACAAUCAGAGGGGAUUGUAAAUCGCGAGGUGUGUGCUUCCCACGAUGAUGACUGCUGUAGAUAUAACUCAGACAUCCAGGUCAAGCUUUGCCCUGGAAACUUCUACGUCUACAAACUUGUGAGGCCAUACACAUGCUACCUCGCAUACUGUGCAGAGGUGAAGACAGCCCCUGAAGUUAUAACAACCACACCUGAACCGGUAACUGAGUACCUCACCGAUGAACCUGACACAACACCUGAGUCCUUCAGUCCCACUGAGGGACCCAAUCAGCCCUCUCAGCUGAUGUGUGGUCGUGAUAAGAUUCAAGUAGGGUUAAAUGUGGACAGCCUUACAUCCUCUGGUUUGAACCCUCUCUCUGGAAACCUGGCAACACUCAACUGCUCCCGGUUCACAGUGCGUGAUAAUGUAGUGUGGUAUGAAGUGGAGACCAGAGCCGGUGUCUGUGGAAACACAUUGAAGACCAACAGCACACAUGCCAUCUACUCCAAUAGUUUGUUCAUCUACCCGAAGAGCAACUCAUCCUUCGUCCAUCCUCUGAGUCUGCCCUUCUCCUGCACGUUUCCCCUGGACACAGACAGCAGCAUGGACGUGGCUGUCAGACCAUUCCUGGAGCUGAAAGGUGGUAUUUCAGGCCCUGGUUCCAGAGCAAUGGCCUCCAUGUCUCUGUUCCACGACUCCAGCUUCUCAGAGAAGUACCCUGCAGACCUGGUCACCCUGCCGGUCGGCUCCCCGCUUUACGUGGGCGUCUCGGUGGAGGAGACAGAUCCAAGCUUUGCGGUUGUUCUGGAGGACUGCUACGCCACGCACUCAUCAAACCCUCACAACUCAGAGCAGUACCCUCUCAUCCACAACAAGUGUCCUGCUGACCGCAGACAGGUGUCCGUGGUGGAGAGCGGCUCUUCUCUCCGGGCUCGUUUCUCUUCCCUGUUCUUCCUGCUGCAGCACGAGUACAGAGACCUUUACCUUCACUGCAGCCUCAGCCUGUGUGACCGGAGGAGCAGCUCCUGUGUUCCACCCUGCACACAUAGGAACUAUCGCUCUGUUUCCAACUCUGAGCAUCUGGAUACCCUCACCGUUGGACCAAUCCUCUGGGAGAAGGCACUCGAGUGAGCUGAUAACAUACUGUGACAUCAUUUUGUUUCAAGAUGUUUUUACAAGAUUACUAGAACUGGUGUAACAUUGUAUAAUGAAUCUUAACAUACUUUGAAUCGAUCAUUGGUUAUAUUUCCUUUGUAAUGAUUUUGUCAUUCAUUUUUGUAGGGGUGAUUAUAAGGGCUGGCUGAUCUUUCAUCAUGUUAUUGGUCAUUUUAUAUCUGGAUAAUGAUAU